AUAAUCAUUCGUUCGCUUUACCACCAAUUUUUAACGCCCAACGAACAGGCUCUUCUCAUUCUCAUCUAUGUGAUAAUCAACCAACAUCGGCCGGCGACUUCUUUACCUAUUUUUACUCCCGUCUAACAAGACAGGCAGCCUGCCUUCACACUCCUCACUACAUACUUUCCAGCAAACAACAAGAACAAACAUUCCCGAGCUCAUGGCCUGUCCCUCUACCACAACCUGCCCGAUCAUUUCUUCAUCCCUCAUUCCAAAGGCCACCUUCAAGUCGAAGGAAAAACGUGAAAGUGCUAGCGAAAGCGAAAGUGAACACAACAGCCAAACUGUCAUUAGACCCACUGACGCAAACGUCGGGCCGCAAUACACGGACAAGGAUCAACAGCUCCCUCAAGACCACAGUCAUGAUCGAUAUCCAGAGUCUAUCUCAGGUGGCGGGGCUUAUGUGCCGAUGAGUGGCUACUUCAUGCCGGGCAACUUGCUUCGGGAUCGAAAUGAGCUGAGGGCGCCUGAAAUAAUUGCAGAAGGGCUAGCGGUACCGGCUGGAAAAGUGGGAGAGGGAGAUCCUACUGGGCCUGUAUCGUCGGCUGUGGAUACUUCGAUGUUGAAGUUAAAUGAGGUUCCUGGGAAUAGACGGAAGAUUGGUUGGUCAUUGUCCCUUCCUGUUGGGACGGCCACGCAUACUGCUGAACGUGGUCCUCAUGUUGGAAGGUCUUCUGGGGUUAGUGUGUCCUUGGGGGCUGAGGAGGAUUCCGCUUUUGAGGGUUCAUAUGAUGAUCAUGCAGGUUGCAGCCAUGCUGUGAGUGAUGGUUAUUGUGAAGGUAAAGAACCGUUUGAAACUGAUGACAGGGCUGAUGAACAUGGAGAGCCCGAAACUCUCAGGUUUGGUCAAGUUGACUAUUUCACGCAACACAACAGCUUCGAAUUUCGGACAGCUGGGCAUCCCAGAAGACCAAAAUAUUCUGCAGCCAUUGUUGGAAUUCCGUGUCGUGAUACCGUCUGGGCCUUUAUGGACAAGGGUAAUUCCGAGUACAUGCCAAUGGCACCGGAUUUACCCUGGGAAAUCCGAACUCUACAUGAGACAGACGAGCUGAACACAAUAGCGGCCUAUCUUGCUAGCAUGCGACGAAGGUUGAAAGACCUAGAUAUCAACUUUACUUUUCACUAUCGCCCGGUGUCCUUUAUUGACAAGGCAGAUCGUGAUAAGAAGAUUGGGGGAUACACGUCGUCUGAUAAGCAUAAUGCACACACCGUCGCAGAUUUGUAUAUGCAUACGAAGGACGAUAAGAGUUGGGGGACACUCUGUGUUACGAGAGAGCACCAUGUUCAGGGACUAGCCUGGCAUUACUGGGCAGUUGCUGCUAUCUCGCCACCCAAGUCGCCGUUCCAGUCAGGAGAUGAGUCAGGGGUAUAUCUUCUCAUGUAUGAUUCAAGGCCGCUCAAGGAACCGACCAAAAAGCGCGAUCGGGAUUUUUGGAGGAACUAUAUGCGUCGUGAUCAGUACAAACUACUAGUGGAGAUAGGGAAGACUUUCAAGAUCCUUGAUCUCGCAAUCAAUCGGAAACAGCUCUCGGUCGAGGGUGAAGACGAUCCCCUGCGUCUGACCCUGUGGUGGCUUUGGAAUGUUGCCCGGUACGGUGGGGGUAUUUAUGAGAGGCACGGCGAUCUGGACGAUCCACGCUGGAGGUUGACAGAUGCCAGAUGGCUCCAUUUUGAUCAGGAUUGGUCGAGCAAUGUGCGAACAACACUGCGCUGGAAGAAUGUCAAAGAAUGGUUCUCAGAGCAACGACUGGAUGAGCAUAUAAUCCACGAAUAGCAAGUCCAAGGACACACGAUGAGUACACAGAGCAAUAGACUCGGUAAUGCGACAUAGCAAGAAUGCAAUUGGACUUUUUCUGUUACUCUGCAGAUCUCACAUUGAGCACCGGCAACGCGGUGAUGUAGGCGGCUCAGUUUGACAAGCCUCGUGAUCCACAAGGCCAUCACUGCGAGGAACAGAGAUGGAGGGAAUCUACAGUGC
Messenger RNA from Aspergillus vadensis CBS 113365, 2020 nucleotides. RefSeq lists its product as uncharacterized. Bases 203 to 1816 code for a protein of 537 amino acids. The record is from RefSeq and is a predicted model, not a curated record. The transcript has a single exon. Lineage: Eukaryota; Fungi; Ascomycota; Eurotiomycetes; Eurotiales; Aspergillaceae.